Molecule: messenger RNA, 1074 nt
Organism: Physella acuta
Lineage: Eukaryota; Metazoa; Mollusca; Gastropoda; Physidae
Product: FMRFamide receptor-like
Biological process (GO): G protein-coupled receptor signaling pathway
Cellular component (GO): membrane
Molecular function (GO): G protein-coupled receptor activity
Source: RefSeq, a predicted model, not a curated record
AUGGCUGAGGCUAGCUUCAACAUACAGGGUGUUCAAAACUUGACCACAUUGACAACAGAGGUGACAACAACAGCAGUAGUAAGUGCGUCAGUAGGUCUGUAUGUCAGCCUUGUAGUUCGUGACUUUUUCUUGACUUUCAACAUGUUGGUCUGUGGAAACAUCAUUGGAGUUUUGGGCAUCUGCGGAAACAUCAUCAACAUCAUCGUCUUUAACAAGCAGGGCUAUGAGGACAGCGUCAAUAUAACUUUAACUGCUCUGGCUGUCAGUGAUAUCGGGGCGUUGAUAACUCUAAUAAUAUUUAACGUUAUGAUAAAUCCUGUGUUCGAAAAAGCGAAUUUACCAAUGAUUCCGGUUGAUGUCGCUUCAAUGGCGGGGUUUUACCCUCACAAUUAUUUCAUCCGUGUGUGUGGGUUGAUCACAGCCUUCGCGUCGUGUGAGAGAUGUCUGUGUGUUUUGGUGCCCCUUAAAGUCAAACAAAUUGUCACCAAAAAAGUUUCUGUUUUAGUCAACGUGCUUAUAUUUAUCAUCAUGCUAUUGGAUCUGUUUCCUGUGUAUUACGUAGUUUAUCUAGAUUGGAUGUUUGUUCCAGGGCUGAAUAAAACAGUCGUUGCAGCUUCGUUUCGUAAAAACCUCCAUGCUGUUUUUGGUAUUUCUUAUAUAGUGACGGAUCUUUUUGCUCCAUAUUUUACAUUUUUCGUGAUAAUUUUUAGUAACAUCACCAUUGGCCUAAAACUUAAUUUAAGAUCUAAAUGGAUACAAUCAGUAUCUCAAAAACCUUCUAACAAAGAGAAGUUCGUGUCUAACAAAGAGAAAAAAGUUGUCCUGAUGUUGACUGUUGUCUCUGUCAUUUUCAUCGUCUGCCUCAUUCCUCAGUCAGCAAUCCUAACUGCUGUCAGUCAGUUAUCAGAACUGGCUGUCCGUGGUGUUUAUUUUGACGUGGCGUUAGUCUGUUACAGCAUCUCCUAUCUGAUGGAGGCCGUGUGUUCUAGCGUCAACAUUCUGGUCUACUACAAGAUGAGCAGCAGAUAUAGAAAUACAAUACAUGGCAUGUGUAUAAUAAACGAUUCUCAUUAA